UCCAUUCUCCUCUUUCUGUCUUUUUUUUUUUCUACUGGAACACGAUGGGAAGCGUAGUUUCUACCGUAGUUUCAAACGGCUUUGAAGCUGCCAAAAAUUUGGUUUUUGAAAAGGCCAACAAGUAUAUAUUCAAACUGGACGAUCAUCUUAAGGAUUUGGAAGAAGUUAAGCCAGACCUCGAAGAUAAGAAGGUUGCCUUACUGGAGAAACUCGAGAUGAAUGAUCGAAACGGUUUGCCAAGGGAUGAAAUAUGUAAGGAUUGGAUUUCAAAAGUCGAAGCCAUCCAACCAAAGGUCAGUAAACUGCUUGAAGAUAAGACUGCAGAAUUGGAAAGAUUGUCUAUGUGCGGGAUCUGCUCCACCAACUUCUUUUUAACCUAUUGUUAUGGUAAAGAUGUAUUAGAAACGUUGGAGCAAGUACAAAGGCUCUUGUCCUCAAAACCUUCUGGUGAGGUGGCUAGGAAGGGUCUUCCACCUGGUAUAGAGGAGAUAGACACUCAAAGCACAAUCGGUUUAGAGAAGAUGCUUCAGACUACAUGGAGCCGUCUCAUGGAGACAGACGUUGGAAUCUUGGGUCUUUACGGGAUGGGAGGAAUAGGGAAAACCACACUUCUGGAAAAAAUCAACCAGAAGUUACUUGAAAAAAAAGAUGAGUUUGCGGUUGUGAUAUUUGUAGUGGUGACUCAAAAUCUACAAGUUGAAAAUAUCCAAAAUGAAAUCGGUAUGAGACUAGGCAUCUGUGACGAGGCGUGGAAGACAAAUACUCAAGAAGAGAAAACUUCUCGGAUAUAUCAUGUUCUUGCAAAGAGAAGAUUCGUUAUGUUAUUAGAUGACAUAUGGGAGAAAGUGGAUUUAAAGAAGAUUGGGAUUCCAUUUCCCUCACGAGAAAAUGGAAGCAAGGUUGUCUUUACCACUCGCUCGAAAGACGUUUGUGGGGGAAUGGAAUCUGAUCAUGACUUGGAAGUCAAGAAACUAGACCCGGAGAAUGCUUGGAAACUAUUCCGACCAAAGAUUAAAGGUAACACACUAAAUAAUCCAGAGAUCUACCAGCUAGCGAGGCAAGUUUGUGAGAAAUGUGAAGGAUUACCCUUAGCACUCAACGUUAUUGGGGAAACAAUGUCAUACAAAACGUCAGUACGCGAGUGGAAGAGUGCUAUUACAGAUCUGGUUACAAAUGCGGGUCAAUAUCCAAAGGUUGAAGACAAGGUACUUAAAAUUCUCAAGUUUAGCUAUGAUGAUCUUAAGGACGACACAAUAAAGCAAUGUUUCCAGUAUUGUGCUUUAUUUCCAGAAGAUGAAGAAAUUGAUAACGACAGGUUGGUUGACUUCUGGAUAUACGAAGGGUUCAUAGAUGAAGGUGGAGACAGAGAAGAAGCUAUCGACGAGGGUUAUAAGAUAAUUGGUGAACUCGUUCGUGCAUGUCUCUUGAUUCCUGUUGACACUUUAGAGAAAGUAAAAAUGCAUGAUGUGGUUCGUAAAAUGGCUCUUUGGGUUGCGUCUAAAUGUGGGGAAGAGACAGAGAAUUGUAUCGUCAUGGCGGGUACUGGACUGCAAGAGAUGCCUAAGGUUAAGAACUGGAAUGCGGUGACAAGGAUGUCACUGGCAAAAAAUGACAUUUGGAACGUCUCGAUUCCCCCCAAGUGUCCUAACCUUACCACAUUGUUGUUAACAGACAACUGGCUGGGGGGAAUCCCAGGUGAAUUUUUUCUAUCAAUGCCUAAGUUAGUGAUUUUGGAUCUAUCUUUCAACAGGAAUCUAAAAAUGUUGCCAGAAGAAGUUUCCAACUUAGUGAGCUUGCGAUAUCUUGACUUAUCAGGAACAAGUCUAUGGAACUUGCCUGUAGGAUUAGGAAAGUUGAUCCAGCUGAGAUACCUUUCUUUGAGAGCGGUACGAUGUCUUAGAAGCAUAAGUGUGAUAUCAAGUUUGGUAAAUUUAGAAAUGCUAUUGUUACAUGGUACUGGUUAUGUAAGUCUGGAGUUGCUAGAGGCUAUCAAGUUAAUGGAAAAUUUGAAAGUGUUGGGGGUAAGUAUUGACGAUGCGGAUGUUUUGGAACGUCUUUUAAGUACCCCCAGUUUGGUUAGAUGUAUCCAACAUAUAAGGGUGGCGGGAAUUGCUGAAAAAGACCGUCCAGUGCAGUUUGGAACGGCUAUGGCUAGCCUCCGCUCCAUUGAGAUAGAAAGAUGUAUCAUCUCUGAUACAAUAUAUGGACGCGGAUUUAUAAGUUCCACAUGGUUCGAUAACCUCAGCUCUGUAAUUAUUUGGGGCGGCCGUGGUGUACAGGAUUUGUCGUGGUUGUUGUUUGCCCCGAAUCUUAUAAGUAUAGACUUACUGGGGGAAGAAUGGGGAUUGAAAGAAAUUAUAAGCAGAGAAAAGGUUUACGAGAGGCCGAGUUUUGUACCCUUUCGAAAACUACGUGAGCUUAACUUACGCGUUUUGGAGGAACUCAAGAGUUUCUACUGGGAACGGUUGGAAUUGCCAAGUCUGAAGAGCAUGAUAAUAUUUAAGUGUCCAAAGCUGAAAAAGCUUCCAUUUAACAAGGAGAGGUUGAAGGGCAUUGAUAUACAGGCAGACAGAGAAUGGUUGAGAGGACUUGAGUGGGAAGAUGAAGCUACUGAAGACUAA
Eruca vesicaria subsp. sativa (arugula) is the source of this 2621-nucleotide messenger RNA. Lineage: Eukaryota; Viridiplantae; Streptophyta; Magnoliopsida; Brassicales; Brassicaceae. The record is from the annotation of a GenBank genome assembly.